AAAGCUUGUUCACAGUGAGCACGCUCUGCCACAGUUUCGCUCAAGAGUUGCGUGUCCUUUGAAUCGCCAUGGGUCGCAAUUCUCAUAACCCCGCUUGGAUCUUUCUUUAUUUUGCAUCAAGAUCUGUUUUCAGGUGAAGAUACAUUUCACAUUGCGUACGAAUGGCGAAUUAGGCAAUUUUUUAACAGUAAUUCUUGAUGAGAAGUUUUGGUUUUAUAAGGGAGGAUUUGAAAGUUUCUUGUCCACAUAGCUGCAGGAUGUGUGCCCAGAAUUGGAGUGAACCACAAUUGAGAGGAGGAAUAAAUUUGGUUGUGGGGAACCACGUCCGCGGGGGGACUUCUGUGACCGCCAUUGUUGAAAGCGGACGUGCUUUUUGAUGAGGUUCACGACGGCGUUCAAAGAUUGCACGUGCAUCGUUCUAUUGCCAGGCAACGUUGUUUAAAUUACCUGAGAUAUGCUGUGUCUCUUCCAUGGCCUGCUUUGAAAGGUGUUAGCUACGCAAGAAUUGAGGGGGAUGAUGCUGUGAGAAAAGGUUACUGGAGUUUGUUGACUUUCUCAUUGCAGAAAUGAUUUUGGUUCACAAUGCAUUCGUUUAUACUAUGCCUCCGAUUAGUCAAAGGUUGCUAGGUGGCUUAGAUAGAGUAACAAACUAGGACUCAGUGAUGAUGUGUUCAUCCUUUGAAAGCUGAGAAGCCUGAACACGAGAACCUAAGUUUUCAUCAUUCUUAUGUAAACUCAGUGAUGAAGGUUAGAAUGCUUCAGAAAUAGGAAUCCGUGAGCCAACAAGCGGAGAUCAGACGUGAAGAAGCUGUAAUUGGUGAUUACAGACAAAUAUGAUCAUGAAACCUAACCUCAUUUGUGGUCCAUUACUGAAACACAUCGCACACGCCUUGAACAAGAUUGAGGAGGAGGAGGAGUUCAAAAGAAGAUCGAUUGUGAAGUAUGGGGGAGAGAGAAACAUGGUCUGCGGAGACGGCGUCCUGUGAAAAGAUACAUCGAUUUGAGCUGAGGAUGUACUGUGGCGAGGUUACAUGUACUUGUUGAAGUCUUGAAUUGCAUUGGAGAAUCUGUUUAGAGUUCACAAAGAACAUUUGGUCGCACGAGCGACGAGGUUAGAUACCUAAUUCUGCGCAGAUUGCGAAUAGUACUCGCACCUGCGAACCAUGGAGAUGUUGGCAGGACCGGCCGGUCGUCCGCAACCAGAAACACAGCUCAUCAGGGAGGAUUUGGUCCAAAAAGUUUCAAAUCCAAAAGAAAUUGGAAUAGUCGCUGAAAUAUCCGGUGAUUCUACAUCCACAUCAAACAUGGCAAUCACAUGCGAAGAUGUUGACGGGGAAAACACUUGCAAUCCUUCUGGCUCAGCUAGGAUUGUGUGGCUAAGGUCACAGGAAACAGAGGAGAAUGUCACUGACCUUCGCGUACUCGACAGAUCAUUCGUUCUUGGAGACGUUGUUGCUACUUCAGCUAAUCCCGAUGGCCAGACGGGAAUUGUGACGGAGAUCAGCAUGUCCGUGGAUUUGGAGCUUCCCAGUGGAGAAGUUGUAGAAGGAAUUGACAGCCGCAGACUUCGACGUGUACGUUCAUACAUGCCAAGGGAUUUUGUUAUCGGCCCUGGCAACUGGCUCGGCCAAAUCGAACAGGUCAUAGAUAACGUAACUGUGAUGUUUGAAGGUGGGGCUAAGUGCAAGAUCUUUCGAGCUGACACUGAACGUUUAUUCCCUGUAAAGGGUGGCCUUAUGGACGAUACAAACUCCCCUUAUUAUCCAGGCCAACGGGUGAGAGUUGCUACCUCAGGAGUAUUCAAAGAUGCGAAGUGGCUGAAAGGCACAUGGAACCCUAACAAGACCGAAGGUACUGUUGUUGCUGUGGAGGUUGGAUCAGUGUUGGUUAACUGGAUAACUUCUGCACAUACUCUACCAGGUGCAUCCGCAGGAGCGCAACCUUCAGCUGCACCUGCAAUGUUUCAAAAACCUUCUGCACUUCUGCAACUGAUGUACAUAUCACACACGAAUUGGCAGCUAGGUGAUUGGCCUCUCCUGCCACCUGGAUUCGACGCGAUGGAACAUGCUGUAGCUGCCGGUGAAGAAGGAGUGCCAUUGGAUCAGUAUUUCAAUGGUUGUGCACCUGCUGGCCGUGGUAGUCCUUUGGAUUCUGACAAUUAUCAAGAUAUCACACCACGCACUGUUCUUAAUAAGGACUUAAUUUUUAAUACCUUGAAUGUUCAUGAGGAAAAGUUGAUCAAGAAGCAAACGAAGAUCGCGAGGAAAGAACGCAGAGCCGCCAUGAAAAGGGAGCGGGGAGCAGAGCAUGCUGCCUUGGUGGUAAAGACCAAGACCAAAGUGGAUGUCAAAUGGCAGGAUGGAACCAAGUCUUAUGGAGUGGAGGCUUCUGCUCUUGUUCCAGUCGAAUACCUUGGUGAUCAUGAAUUUUGGCCUGAGCAAUAUGUUCUGGACAGAGGCUCCGAUGGGGAAGGGACUGACCAGUUAGAGCGCCGUGUUGGCGUGAUGAAAAGUAUUGAUGCAAUGCAAAGGACUGGUGUAGUCCGAUGGCUGAGACACACAGGGACUUUCGAAAAUCCCCUUGAAUUUGAAUUUGAAGAGAAUGUCAGUGUUUAUGAGAUAGUUGAGCAUCCUUAUUUCAAUUUCUGUCUUGGUGAUGUGGUGAUGCGUUUGACCAUGAACAAGCCGGAAGUGGAGCCGAGUAAUUUCUCCAAGGACUUUGAACAAGAAUCAGCUCCAUGGUCUGAGCGUGAAGUGGAGGCUGCACGAGUUGGUGAAACUGAAGCCGAACAAGAGAUAGGGAGCGUUGAUCAACUGGAUGUUGCUAGUGGUAAAUGCAUUGAAGGGCCCAAGAAAGGUAAAUGGCCCCGUCGAAAGCGGGGUCGGGUAGGGAGACGCAGUCAUUGCGAUCGACCAACUGUCGAUACGUCAUGGGUUGGAAACGUAAUUGGCUUGAAGGAUGGAGAAAUUCAAGUGGUGUGGGCAGACGGAAACAUUUCAAAGGUAGGUCCAGCAGAUGUAUUUGUUGUAAAUAAUGAAGAUGAAGAAGCUCUACUGGAAGCAAGUGAGUCACAGAUUAUGUAUGGUGAUGAUGCCCUCACAUGGGCCUCACUGGAGAAUGAUGAAGAGGUCGAGGUAGGUCAGAACUCAUUUACACUGAUAUCAGAUCAAUCUCCACAUGCGAUUUGUCAAACCAGCAAUUUCGAAGUGAAGGAACUUUGCAAAACAAUGUCAUCGCAUGCAGUUUCAAUUCAGAAUAUAACUGCAGUUCAGGAUGAUGGUUCAGCAAAAUGUAGCCCUCGUCAAGACAGGGGUACAUUAGCCGUAUGUAAGAAGCUAUUUUCGCGAAUGGCAGAUGCUCUACGAGUAAUGAAUCCACGGUCAACCAACUUAGUAUUUAUUCCAGGUACACUUUGUUGUUCCAAUUUAGACGAAGUGCUCGACACUCACCGUACUCUGGUAGGACCAAACUCAUUGACUUCAGCCAACAACGAUGCCAAUCAGAAUUUUGGAAACGAGGACUUCAGUUUCAAAAUUGAUUCCAGCCAUAAAAUGGAGUAUAAUAUCCUUGCAAACGCUGCUGGUGCUAAAUGCACACAUUUCUUGAAAUCUUCAGCAAUGCAACUGCAAAUUGAUUCUCAAUUGGCAGGAUUACACCCUGUUCUUGCUUCCGACAUAUAUUCUGGUUGUAGUUUGGAACCCUCAAUCCAACCAGAGCUAGUACAUGAAGGAACACAAGAGCCGCCAGAGCGCUUCAAACAAUUUGACUGUGUUUGUGGAGUUGCAGAUCACCAUUUUGUGAAUCUUUCAUGCCCAAACCCGCAGAGGAAAUGGACUAAGAAAAUACAAGCUGAAUGGGCGAUUCUUGAGGAGAACCUUCCAGAUUCAAUCUAUGUCAGAGUGUGCGAGGAUCGCAUGGACCUACUCCGAGCUGCGAUAGUUGGUGCUCAAGCUACCCCUUAUCAUGAUGGUCUCUUCAUCUUUGACAUCCACUUAUCCGAGGAAUUCCCUCAUGUCCCUCCAGUAGUAUACUACCACUCCGGCGGUCUGCGGCUGAAUCCAAAUUUGUAUGAAAACGGCAGUGUAUGUUUAAGUCUUCUCAACACAUGGAGAGGAAAAGGAACCGAGGUUUGGGAUGCUUCAAAUUCGAGCAUACUUCAGCUUUUGGUCUCAAUACAAGGAUUGGUCCUUAAUGCAACUCCCUAUUAUAAUGAGGCUGACUAUGAAAAACAGAUAGGUCUCCCUGAAGGCGAAAGAAACUCUCUUAUGUAUAACGAGAACGCUCUCUUGUUGUCAUGCAAAUCCAUGUUGUAUCUACUCCACCGACCUCCACAGCAUUUUGAGUUCCUGAUUCGGCAGCACUUCGAGGAGAGGGGACCAUCGAUACUGAAGAUAUGUGCGGCGUACAUGAAUGGCGCCUUGACAAGCUUAGUUUCCAGACGGGAAAAACCGGUCGGGCUUCAUGGCGCUUGUGAGAAAAACUUUAGCUGCAGGAUGGUUAGAGCAGCCUCUUGCUGGAAAAAAGUUUGAAUUGUUAGACCUC
Messenger RNA from Physcomitrium patens, 4542 nucleotides. Lineage: Eukaryota; Viridiplantae; Streptophyta; Bryopsida; Funariales; Funariaceae. The record is from RefSeq and is a predicted model, not a curated record.